AUGGGCAGCCACGCGCCGUCGUCGUCCUCGACCUCGCCGGAGGUAGAGCGCGAGCGCAUUGCACCGAUGCUGCGGCUGCGAGAGCUCCCGAUGCCGCUCCGCUACUGUUCCAUGACCGACGUCACUCGCCGCUCGGGUGAUCGCUCGCCCGCGCGCAGGGCGCAGCACGAGACCGGCUACGCUGCCGCCGUGUGCGACACCUGCGGCUCCGGCGACCGCGACGACGAGCUGCUGCUCUGCGACCGCUGCGACCGCGGCCGCUACACCUUCUGCCUCCUCCCGAUCGCCGCCAUGGUCCCCAUCGGCCCAUGGUUCUGCCCCGACUGCGCCGGCCCGCCCGUCAAGCGCUUCAAAAGCUUUCCAAUGGAGGAGGCCAAGAUCAUCGAUUUCUUUCGGAUUCAGAACGAUGAGCAGGAUGGCGAGCCCGCGAAAUGUAGGCUCUCCCAAGUGGACAGCAUGAAUCCUUACAAUGAGGCAGCGCUAACCCUCUAG
Panicum virgatum (switchgrass) is the source of this 492-nucleotide messenger RNA. Its product is annotated as histone-lysine N-methyltransferase ATXR5-like. The record is from RefSeq and is a predicted model, not a curated record. The coding region runs from base 1 to 492 and encodes 163 amino acids. The transcript has 4 exons. Lineage: Eukaryota; Viridiplantae; Streptophyta; Magnoliopsida; Poales; Poaceae.